AUGGCUGAAUCGCGGUAUGAUUACUCCACCACAGUCGCGAUUCUCUCUCACACGGCGGUAUUCAAGCAGGGCAGCCACCCACGAUAUGGUGCAGACCCAGUGGCGCUGAAGGUGACGGCCACACCGCUGCCAGUGCAGUCCGGCCAUGAUGCCGCGCACCCAACACCGCACGAGGCGAGGGUGUACGCAUUGUUGUGCCCGCACCCGUCGAUCCCCACCUUCGUGGAGUGUGAGGAGGAUUUGUUCGACACGUCACGCUUUUUCGCGGAGGAGUAUCGCUGUGGAGUGCAGCGGCUACCUAUCCUCGUCACACAGUUCGUCAAGGCGGCUUCAGUUGAUCGUUUCUUUCUCUCCUUCCCUGUGAUACGGUGGUCAGUCGUGGUGCGGGUGGCGCGCGACGUCGCUGCGGUGCUGCAGCACGUGCACAGCAAAGGUGUUGUCUACGGCGACCUCAAGCUUCCGAAUGUCCUUCUUGGUAAUGGGGGCCGGACGUGGCUGGUUGAUUUUGCCAGCGCUGUGGUUGUGGGCGAGGCUGCUGCUUCGGCCUCUCCCUUUGCCCCCUGUGAGGCGAGAGGCGGUAUAAGGCGGGAGGAGCUUGCGCGAGGCGUGACGUUGCAUAUGCGGGCACCCGAGCUGUUUCCCUCCACUGACGUGGGAAAUGACGCUUAUAAUAUGGUGCUGCUGCAGCAUCCGUUUAUGGUGGACUUCUGGUCGUUUGGGGCGCUCCUGCUGGAGUUGCUUACGGGUCGUCCCUGCCUCGGUUCCUUCGCCAUAGGCAGCGGUACGCUGUCAGCGGGGGAACUGCAGGCGAAAGUAUUGGAGGGCUGGGCGCUUGCCAAGAGGCGCUACAACAACAGCAGCAGCGGCACACAUGGGCCGCACCAGGUCAACACCGCCUGGGAGGCUCUUAAGGAUAUGCUCACGGGGUUGCUGCAGCACCGCCCAGAGCAACGACUUGGCUUUAGUGAUGGCUGGGAUUCUGUACUGCAGCAUCGAUUUUUUGAAUGUGUAAAAACUAAUCUCAAGGAACCUUUUCCGGAGGAAUAUGAUGACGAGAUCAGCGAGUUGUUGUUGGGGCUCUAA
Messenger RNA from Trypanosoma grayi, 1083 nucleotides. Its product is annotated as putative protein kinase. The transcript has a single exon. Gene Ontology annotation, molecular function: protein kinase activity; ATP binding. The record is from RefSeq and is a predicted model, not a curated record. Lineage: Eukaryota; Euglenozoa; Kinetoplastea; Trypanosomatida; Trypanosomatidae. Bases 1 to 1083 code for a protein of 360 amino acids. Gene Ontology annotation, biological process: protein phosphorylation.